UUUGUCUCGGGCACGGAAAGCUCCAGUUGCUGUGGUAUCCAGGGAGCCCUCCUCCUUCUGCGGGAGAUGCACGCUGGUCGUUGCUAAGGUCGCCUCCGCGGUAACAUGCACAUCCUGUUUACACCUUUAUCUGGAGAAGUUGGGCUCGGUUAGAGGCACCUGCUUCACCCGGGCAGCCCCCAGGGAAGGGGCCGUGCCGAGCAUCCCCCCGCUGGACCCUCGAGGGAGGGUGCUGCAGGAGCCACUGCGCCGGCAAGAUGACGAACAACGUGGCUGACCACCACCCCGGGAACUCGGUUGCCGAAGGCAACCAUGAGGGGGACUUUGGUUGCUCCAUGGUGGAGCUCAGGAACCUGAUGGAGCUGAGGAGCGCCGAGGCGGUCGCUCGGCUCAAUGACUCCUAUGGCGGCGUGCAGAAUGUCUGCAAGAGGUUGAAGACGUCGCCAGUUGAAGGCCUGUCCGGGAACCCGACCGACCUGGAGAAGAGGCGGCAGGUCUUCGGCCAGAACUUCAUUCCUCCCAAAAAGGCCAAGACGUUCCUGCAGUUAGUGUGGGAGGCACUCCAGGACGUCACACUGAUCAUCUUGGAAAUCGCAGCCAUAAUCUCCUUGGGCCUGUCCUUCUACCACCCUCCGGGUGGUGACAAUGAAUUGUGCGGCCAGUCAGCGGGCGGCGUGGAGGAUGAGGGCGAGUCGCAGGCCGGCUGGAUCGAGGGGGCGGCUAUCUUGUUUUCGGUGAUCAUCGUGGUGCUGGUGACCGCUUUUAAUGACUGGAGCAAGGAGAAGCAAUUCCGAGGCCUCCAGAGCCGCAUCGAGCAGGAGCAGAAGUUCACGGUCAUUCGCAAGGGGCAGGUGAUUCAGAUCCCGGUGGCCGAGAUCGUGGUGGGAGACAUCGCGCAGAUCAAGUACGGUGAUCUCUUGCCAGCAGACGGGAUCCUGAUCCAGGGCAAUGACCUGAAAAUAGAUGAGAGCUCGCUGACUGGGGAGUCAGACCAAGUCAAGAAAUCGUUGGAAAAAGACCCCAUGCUGCUGUCAGGUACCCACGUGAUGGAGGGCUCCGGCAGGAUGGUGGUGACUGCCGUGGGUAUCAACUCCCAGACAGGAAUCAUCUUCACUCUCUUGGGUGCGGGAGAAGGAGAUGAGGAAAAGAAAGUGAAGAAAGGUAAAAAAACCGGAGCCCCUGAAAAUCGCAACAAAGCUAAAACUCAGGAUGGUGUGGCCUUAGAGAUCCAGCCCCUGAAGAGCCAGGAAGGGGUGGAAAAUGAGGAGAAGGAGAAGAAGAAGGUGAAGGUGCCCAAGAAGGAGAAGUCUGUGCUGCAAGGGAAGCUCACGCGCCUGGCAGUUCAGAUCGGGAAGGCAGGGCUGAUCAUGUCGGCCAUCACGGUCAUCAUCUUGGUGCUGUACUUCGUGAUCGACACAUUUGGGGUGCAGGGGCGGCCAUGGCUGGCAGAGUGCACCCCCAUUUACAUCCAGUACUUCGUUAAGUUCUUCAUCAUCGGUGUCACUGUGUUGGUGGUGGCUGUGCCUGAAGGGCUCCCGCUGGCAGUCACCAUCUCCCUGGCUUACUCCGUGAAGAAAAUGAUGAAGGACAACAACCUCGUGAGACACUUGGAUGCGUGUGAGACCAUGGGCAACGCCACCGCCAUCUGUUCGGACAAGACGGGCACGCUCACCAUGAACCGCAUGACUGUGGUGCAGGCCUACGUGGGGGACACACACUACCGCCAGAUCCCCGACCCCGAAGCCAUCCUGCCCAAGAUCCUGGACCUCAUAGUCAACGGUGUUGCCAUCAACUCUGCCUACACAUCCAAGAUCUUGCCACCUGAGAAGGAAGGGGGGCUACCCCGGCAAGUGGGGAACAAGACCGAGUGCGCUCUGCUGGGUUUCGUGCUGGACCUGAAGCAGGAUUACCAGGCUGUGCGGAACGAGGUGCCGGAGGAGAAGCUUUACAAGGUCUACACCUUCAACUCAGUGCGCAAAUCCAUGAGCACGGUGCUGAAGAAUGGCAACGGUGGCUUCCGCAUGUACAGCAAGGGAGCCUCCGAGAUCAUCCUCCGCAAGUGCACCAGGAUCCUGGACAAGAACGGUGACCCCCGGGUGUUCAAGGUGAAGGACCGGGAUGAGAUGGUGAAGAAGGUGAUAGAGCCCAUGGCCUGCCACGGGCUGCGGACCAUCUGCCUGGCGUUCCGUGACUUCCCCGCCGACGCCGAGCCGGACUGGGACAGCGAGAACGAGAUCCUGUCUGACCUGACCUGCAUCGCUGUGGUUGGGAUAGAGGACCCUGUGCGGCCGGAGGUGCCAGACGCCAUCCUGAAGUGCCAGCGUGCGGGGAUCACCGUCCGCAUGGUGACAGGGGACAACAUCAACACUGCCCGCGCCAUCGCCACCAAGUGUGGCAUCCUGCUCCCCGGGGAGGACUUCUUGUGCCUGGAGGGGAAGGAGUUCAACCGGCUCAUCCGCAACGAGAAGGGAGAGGUAGAACAGGAGCAGCUGGAUAAGAUCUGGCCCAAGCUGCGUGUGCUGGCCCGCUCCUCCCCGACAGAUAAACACACGCUUGUGAAAGGAAUUAUCGACAGCACUGUUGGUGACCAGAGGCAGGUGGUGGCCGUGACUGGGGACGGGACCAAUGAUGGCCCAGCUUUGAAGAAAGCUGACGUCGGGUUUGCCAUGGGCAUUGCAGGCACGGACGUGGCGAAGGAGGCUUCGGACAUCAUCCUGACGGAUGACAACUUCACCAGCAUCGUCAAGGCAGUGAUGUGGGGACGCAACGUCUAUGACAGCAUCUCCAAGUUCCUGCAGUUCCAGCUGACUGUUAACAUCGUGGCCGUCAUCGUGGCCUUCACGGGCGCCUGCAUCACGCAGGACUCUCCCUUGAAGGCUGUCCAGAUGCUGUGGGUGAACCUGAUCAUGGACACCUUCGCCUCCUUAGCCCUGGCCACAGAGCCCCCAUCCGAGUCCCUGCUGCUGCGCAAGCCCUACGGCCGCAACAAGCCGCUCAUCUCCCGCACCAUGAUGAAGAACAUCCUGGGGCACGCGGUGUACCAGCUGACUAUCAUUUUCACGUUGCUUUUCGCGGGGGAGAAGUUUUUCGACAUUGACAGCGGCCGGAAUGCCCCGCUCCACUCCCCACCCACCGAGCACUACACCAUCGUCUUCAACACCUUUGUCAUGAUGCAGUUGUUCAACGAGAUCAACGCACGCAAGAUCCACGGGGAGAGGAAUGUCUUCGAGUCCAUCUACCGCAACCCAAUCUUCUGCACGGUGGUGCUGGGGACGUUUGCAGCUCAGAUCAUCAUUGUGGAGUUUGGUGGGAAGCCAUUCAGCUGCUCUGGGCUCACCCUGAGCCAGUGGUUCUGGUGUAUUUUUAUCGGAGUAGGAGAGCUCCUCUGGGGCCAGCUGAUCUGCACUGUCCCAACCAGCCACCUGAAAUUCCUGAAGGAAGCUGGGCACGGCAUCACCAAGGAGGAGAUCCCAGAGGAGGAGCUGCCUGAAGAUGUGGAUGAGAUUGACCACGCUGAAAUGGAGCUGCGGCGCGGGCAGAUCCUGUGGUUCAGGGGUCUCAACAGGAUACAGACGCAGAUGGACGUAGUUUACACAUUCCAGACCGGCGCCUCCUCUUUGCAGGGAGCCCUCAGGAGACAGCCUUCCAUCGUGAGCCAGCACCACGAUAUCAAAGUGGUGAAUGCGUUCCGUAGCUCCUUGUAUGAAGGCCUCGAGAAACCCGAAUCCAGAAGCUCCAUCCAUAACUUCAUGACUCACCCAGAGUUCAUCCUGGAGGAAGACGAGCCUCGAACACCAUUCCUUGACGGCGCUGAAGACGACCCCGAGACUGAUGGACUCAAAAAGCGAGGUGGGGGUAGCCUGGGUGGACCGACAUCCCUCAACAGAAAUAACAAUGCAGUGGACAGCGAUCAAGCUGAGGUCACCGUCCCGGAGCCUGAAAGCCCCUUACACAGCUUGGAGACAUCGGUUUGACCUUAGAACUUCGAACCCCCCCUCCUCCUCCACCUUCGCCCCUCGCCAUGUGUGAUAUUGGCACCAGUAACUGAUCACACACUGCGGUCACUUCGUGUCAAACUGCUCAUACGUAUAUCGUUUUGGUGUUUUGUUUGGGUUUUUUUUUUUGUUUUGUUUCUGUUGUUGGUUUGUUUGUUGUUUUUUUUGUUUUUGUUUUUUUUUACCAUUAUUUAGCAGUGGGAACCAGAGUACCACAAUGCUGGGUGUUGGGAGAGAGGCUCAGCCAGAAUUGUGCAUCUCCAUCCCUAAUUUUCAGUGGUACUCACCCAAGUGAAGCAGCCAGGUUAUUUCCUCUCCGAGAGUUGGGCUCCAUACGUCUGUUGGGGGUUUUCACUUUGAAAAAUGCAUGUUCAAAGAAAGUUCAAAUUGUUGUAGUCUUACAUGCACGCUCUCAGCCUGAGGGCUGGGGUGCACUUGUGACUUUUUUUUUUUUUUCCACUUGUGGUUUUUAGGGUUUUCUUCUAAUGUUGGGGUUUGUUCUUUGCUUGUGGGAUUUACCCCCGCUAACUUCACAGUGGGAAGUGGGGGAGUUAGCACUCUAGUGCAAAAAAAUUUUAAAAUAAAUAAAAAAAACCACAAACCAACAGCCAGGGGGAAGGUGUUUACUCACAGGUUGAUAGAUACAGGGAUGUACACCAGUCUUCCACCUUGAAAAAUGGUACCUAGCCUUUACAGUUCCUCCUCUGUGUGUGUGCACACACACUUUUCUCUCUCUGUUUCCAAAGCAGUAACUGGUAGACAAGGAAUGAAGGUGACUUGGCUUGUAACCUUGCUGGAUGUAAAAGAUUCUGAAUUUUCUACAGAGCAAGGUGGAGGUGAUCUGGCAGUGGAAAGGUGGGGAAGAAAAACCCCAUGGUUGUGAGAAACAGGGCUUCUUCCUGGGGAGUCUUAAGAAAUGCAUCUCUGCUGCUUUUGAACAGCUGUGAAACUUCUGGCAAAGGUUUAACAGCUCCUUCCAUCAAGAGCAGAGGGACUUUUGCCUGUUCUAGCUUGUCUGGACUGUUGGGUUAAAUAAUCCUUCAGCCUUAAGAGUACAAGCUCUGGUUAACUGCUGAGGAACCCCAGAGGAUGCUCCAGCCAUGCCCCCCAGCUCUGCACAUCGCUGCCAAAGUGUUAGCAGGCUGAACGGAGAGCAAGCGUUGGGUUGUUGAGUGCAGUGGGUCACCUCCUAGAUCAUGGAAGGGAUGAGUCGGGUUGUCUCUUUAGCCUGGUGGAAGGGAGAGAGGCUCCAUGGCCGAAGGGAGGACCCUUGGUUUCCAUAGGAAUUCUGUAGCCGAUUUGCCAGUGGAGACAAUUCCUCGCAGAGGUGGCAGGUUGGUUGGUUGGCUGCAGGUUUUCCAGAGAAGGUGCCACGUGGAGGCUUUACCUCACUUGCUGCUGUUUUGAAGGUCAUCUCUUCACCCUGUGUCCUGCCUCACCUCGGUUUCUUGUAACUAUUAGAGUCUUGUUUUUUUUGGAGCAGAGGCCCCAGGUGUCCUGGGCAAGUUGGUUCUGACCUGACCCUCUUGGUGAAGCCAUGGGACUGAGCAGGAGGCAGGACUUUGCUUUACCUGGGCUUAGUUUCCUCCUUGCAGGCUCUUGCUGGUGCACCCCAGAUUACUGGCCCCAGGCAGGCAGGGCCGGAGGAAGCUCUGCUGCCUUCUCUCCUUCAUCCUGUUCGGCUUGGUUGGAAGCAGAGAGAUCCUGGUUGUAACUGGCUGUACAACGUCAUCGUCUUUGCCCAGCCUCCAUCCCUGGAAGCAGAGAGGUUUUAGCGAGAGAGUGGGCUGGCUGGUUUCUUCUUUUUUUUUUUUUUUUUUUUUUUUUUUUUUUUUUUUUUUUUUUUUUUUCUUUUCCUUUAAGAACGCACAGCAGAAUCUCCCGUGCCUUCUCUGAGCACUGCCUGCAGCACCGCCUGCCACGCGAGGGCCCAGUACUUUUGCCAAGAAAUAAGUGUUCCUUAAACAACAACACAAACCAAGUGUCUUUGUUUUGUUUCCAGCCCAGCACUGACUCGUCCCUUCCUUGGCCUGGGAGGAGGGAAGGACGAGGUCGCCCCAUUCCUGCCCCAAGUAGCUGAGGAAAGGUCCUUCUCCCAGGUCUCCUGCCUCGGUGCUGGCAAAGGGGGUGAAGGCUGGGCUCCGUACACUGCCAACAGCAAGAAGAAAUUGCCACCACUGCCCAUCUCAAUUGCAAAUUCAGUGUCGAUCCCCCUGCCCACACAAACCCAUCGCUGCCCUCCCCGUUCCUUCUUCGCACGAGCUGAAAAAAAAAAAUACCUUGGGCAGGACCAGGGGGUGGGGGGGUGUGCGUUUUCUUAGGUUAUAUACACAAGUGGUGACAGGAAAGACAAAAGGGGUGGUUGUGGGGUUUGGUUCUGUACUAAAGGUGAAUUGCUUAAAAGAUCACUUUUUCUAUUUUAAAUACUUGCAAAAAAA
Messenger RNA from Athene cunicularia (burrowing owl), 6433 nucleotides. RefSeq names its product ATPase plasma membrane Ca2+ transporting 4 (gene ATP2B4). The transcript is spliced from 22 exons. Gene Ontology annotation, biological process: regulation of cytosolic calcium ion concentration; calcium ion transmembrane transport. The coding region runs from base 258 to 3974 and encodes 1238 amino acids. Gene Ontology annotation, cellular component: intracellular membrane-bounded organelle; membrane. Gene Ontology annotation, molecular function: ATP hydrolysis activity; ATP binding; PDZ domain binding. NCBI's taxonomy places the organism in Eukaryota, Metazoa, Chordata, Aves, Strigiformes, Strigidae. The record is from RefSeq and is a predicted model, not a curated record.